AGGCGGUGGCUGGGAGCCAUGAAGGUUUCCGCGGGCCCCGCCGCCGCCGCGGCGUUGCUGGAGGAGGCCGCGGAUCUGCUCGUGGUGCACGUGGACUUCGCGGCCUCUCUGGACGCCUGCGAGCGUGGCUGCGACCUCCUGGCCGGGCGCCCCGGCUCAGAAGAAGUGAAAUGUUCCCUGUGCAUUGUGGGGAUCCAGGCCCUGUCAGAGAUGAACCGGUGGAGAGAAGUACUUUCUUGGGUCCUGCGGUAUUACCACACCCCUGAACAUCUGCCUCCAAAAAUCUUGGAGCUGUGUAUCCUUUUAUAUAGCAGAGUGAGGGAGCCCCAUGUGAUGUUGGAAGUUGGCAAUGACUGGUUAAGGGAUCUAACCAACAAAAGCCUUCCUUCAUAUGGCACCGUGAUGGAGCUUUAUUUGUUGCAUGUGCUGCUGCCUCUUGGACAGUUUGCAGAAGCAGAGGAACUGGCACAGAGCUGUGAAGUUUUUGACAAGGAGCAACAACUCUUGACUCUCAGUACCAUUCAUGAGAGGAGGCAUCAGUGGGUACACCACGAAGAGAUGCAGUCAACUCCCAGAGAGCAGCCUGUCACAGUGAGGGAGAGGGCAUUGGGCUCUCUACCUGAAAAGUUCUUGACCAUGCUGAAACUUCUACAUAGAGUACUGAGGUUCAUGUCAAGCCACUUCUGUUUUAUCUCUUACAAAAAGAUGCUAUUAGCUGCUUUUAUACUAUACCUUGUUGUGGUGAGACUCGACCCAGCUGCUCCCACAUCCCUGCCUUUCCUUUACAAGCUGAUCCAGCUUUUCCAUCAGGCCUGGGCAGCUGUGUUUUCUCCACCCCACAAGCCUCGAGUUCAAGACUAAGUGGUUUUCUCAUUUGAAGCAAGUCUUUUUGACUCCUUUAAUAUGCAAGUGACAGCUUGUCAUAAGGAUUGUAUCAGGUUCUUCCCUAAGACCAGUGUACUUGUUAAAAUGACCCCAUAUGGGAUUCAGCGCAAAUCAUUUUUCUCUUUUCAAGGUAGGGACCUGGUUCAGUGCUGUGGAGGUUGAAACGUCUUUAGUUACUGGUCUCCCUUGUCAGGCUCUGGGGCAUGGUUCUCUGUAUGGAGAAAUGGGCAUAAGGGGUUUUAGCUCCUAUCAUAAUCUAAACCUUCCUUAGACGACUGUUAAAAUGAUUUGAUUUUGAACAGCUCUGAAAUGAGAGUUGUGUGGCCAACUGCAGUGACAGCCAUUUUGGGAGGAUGUGCCAUCUUUGCAGUUGUGUUUGAGAUUGUCUGUCUGAGUAGUGGGAGUGGAAUUCCAGAGGGCACGCAUGUAAAAGAUGUCACAGUACCGGGUCUGUACUGAACAGUGGGAAUCAAACAGCUAUCCUGCCUGGGGACCCUUUCAGAACCCAGUUUUUGCAGCAUUAAGAUGUAAGCCACUUCUGCAAACAUGAUGAAACACUGGGGCCUGAAAACAAGAGUCCAUCAUUUACGGGGACCAGAGUUUUCUCUUGUGAUUCUGAUGCUUAGCACAGGCAUUCUGGAUUUAACAAUCACAUUUAAGCAGAUACAUUGAGGUGAUGGGUCACCCAGGUCAUUCUCUCCCCUGUCCAGGAACACUGGGCUCAGCAUAAGACAUUAGAAAAUUUCUUGCCUAUUAGCUAAUUGUCAAUAAUAAUGCUCAGGAUUGGACGAACAAUGUAUGUGGUUGGUGAGAGGCAACCACGCUGUACUUGUUUUUAUAAAAAUGCUCUAUAUUUAUUAUUGUCAUAUCUGUUGGGAAAUAAGAACUUGCUAAAUUGCUUAAGUUCCCUCCCCUUUUCACUGCAUUUCUUUCUUAAGUGUCUUCUGUAAUAGUAUUUACUUAGACCAUCCAACAAAAAUUUUAAAACCUACCCUGGUUAGGAGUAACCAUCCAGUAGCAAUAUUGUACUCUGUUUACAAUUAAAUUAAUAGACAACAGAAUACAGCUUCUUCUCUCCUCCCCUCCCCCCUCCAACCCAUGCUUUCCCAAUGCUGUAACAAAUAGUUUGCAGUCUUUGCACACUGUUCUGAUAAUCAGCAGAUUAAUGCUACUUUGGGGGGGGCAAGCAAACAGGAGUCAAAGGGUCCUCAUGGAGAACACUCUGCCAACAGUUCCCUUAUGUCUUCUGAGAGGGCUGUAGAUCAGGUGUCUUAGCUGACUGCUGCUGCUAACAUUACAUAAAGGAAAAUAAAUGUUGAGGCAGAUUCCAAUCCACUCUCCAAACUCCUCUUCCUACUGGAAAAUCACUGCAGAAUCUGGCACAGUGUCCUGCGACCACAGUCCCCUCUAUACAUUGUGUAUUUCUGUCUGCCUCUUACAAUGUCCAUGUCAGGUAGUAACUAUUUCUAGUCUCUCAAAAUGGCAGUGGCACAGAGCUGCAUGUUUUGUUAGCUGUCCCAACCCUGUUGAGUCUGAGCCUUCACUGCUAAAGAAAGGUGAAGGUAUGCAUGUCUGUUUUUAUCGUAAGAUAAAAUCAUA
Messenger RNA from Gavialis gangeticus (Gharial), 2484 nucleotides. RefSeq names its product peroxisomal biogenesis factor 26 (gene PEX26). Lineage: Eukaryota; Metazoa; Chordata; Crocodylia; Gavialidae. The transcript has 5 exons. The record is from RefSeq and is a predicted model, not a curated record. Gene Ontology annotation, cellular component: peroxisomal membrane; peroxisome. Gene Ontology annotation, molecular function: protein-containing complex binding; ATPase binding. The coding region runs from base 19 to 861 and encodes 280 amino acids. Gene Ontology annotation, biological process: protein import into peroxisome matrix; protein import into peroxisome membrane.